Molecule: messenger RNA, 1353 nt
Organism: Oryza sativa Japonica Group (Japanese rice)
Lineage: Eukaryota; Viridiplantae; Streptophyta; Magnoliopsida; Poales; Poaceae
Product: protein PYRICULARIA ORYZAE RESISTANCE 21-like
Biological process (GO): regulation of defense response to fungus
Molecular function (GO): metal ion binding
Source: RefSeq, a predicted model, not a curated record
ACACGCCUCGAUCUCCCAUCUCUCUCCAUCACUCCAUCCCUCCAUCUCUUCUUCAUCUCCUCUCUUCACACUAGCUGCUCCUUCCUCUUCUAUUUCUCUCUCCAUCUCCAUGUAAGAAAGGAGGAACUUAACACACUUCAUACCAUAAGCAUGGCGGAGAAGGUGAUCAUGAUCUCCACGCUAAUCCUUAAGGUUGACCUCGCUUGCCACAAGUGCUACAAUAAAAUUCGCAAGAUUCUCUGCAAUCUCCAAGACCAGGAGAGGAUCACGACGAUCUCGUACGACACCAAGAACAACAUCGUCGUCAUCGCCGGCACGUUCGAUCCUCAGAGGCUUUGCUGCAGGAUCAGAUGCAAGGGAGGCAAGAUCAUCAAGGACAUCCACAUCGUCGACGCCGCCGGCGGCGGCAAGCCGGCGAAAAUGCCGGACUCGCCGCCGCCAUCACUACCGCCGCCGGUGAACACCGGCAAGAAGAAGUGGAAGAAGGACAAGCGCAAGGAAAUUCCGCCGCCGCCGCCGCUGGCUGAGACGCCACCGCCGAUGAAUGAGCGACCGCCGACGCCGCCGCCAGUACAGCCGCCUCCUGACAGGGAGACAUCGGCGAUGGUGCCGGCGAUCGUCGAGGAGGAGAAGCCGAGGGAUAGGGUGGCCGAGCUGGAGCCGCCGUCACCGCACAAGGAGAUGCCGCUGCCGCAGCCGACGACGAUGGAGAUGCCACCGCCGCCGGUCACGUGCACGCCGGUGGUGGAGAAGCCGAGGCCGCCGCCGUGCGCGAGGCCGUUCUACCCGGUGGACAUGGCGACGCCGACGAUGGUGGAGAUCCCGUCGUGGCCGGCGGCGCCCGCGCCGCCGUCGUGCUGCGCGCCGCCGCCGUGCUACCAGGGGUGCUACGAGGGGUGCAGGUGCGGCGGCUGCGGCCGCGUGUACGGCUACUCCGUACCCAGCGCCAGGCCGCCGCCGCUGCUGCCGCCGCCGUGCUACUCCGGCGGCGGCGGCGGCGGCUACACGCCGUACUGCGGCGGGUACAGCGGCUGCCGCCUCGUCAACGAGGAGGACCCGACGGCUUGCGUCAUCAUGUGAUCUCGCUACGUCAUCAUUUCUCUCUGGAAUUUCAGUAGCGUGACGGCGUCUAUAUAUGUCCAUUGGAGCUCAGUAGAUUUGCAUGCUUGCAUACCGUGAUUUGCAUUGGAAUUCAGUAAUUAAUUAAGGCAGUAAUUUUUGCACAGAUUGAAUGAUCAUUACCGUCGGCUUGAAGCUGAACCGUUGAACAUUUCACUAUCUAUCUAUCAAUACUAUUUUUGUACAGAUUGGUUACUGCUUUUCUGCCAAGUGUCAAUGUCAGAGAAUUCAUCA